Messenger RNA from Cuculus canorus (common cuckoo), 2970 nucleotides. RefSeq names its product inositol polyphosphate phosphatase like 1 (gene INPPL1). Lineage: Eukaryota; Metazoa; Chordata; Aves; Cuculiformes; Cuculidae. Gene Ontology annotation, biological process: phosphatidylinositol dephosphorylation. The record is from RefSeq and is a predicted model, not a curated record. Gene Ontology annotation, molecular function: phosphatase activity.
CCCCCGGCGGCCAUGGCGGGCUGUCCGGCGCCGCUGUGGUACCACCGGGACCUGAGCCGCGCGGCGGCCGAGGAGCAGUUGGCGCGGGCGGGGCGGGACGGGAGCUUCCUCGUCAGGGACAGCGAGAGCGUGGCCGGAGCCUUCGCCCUCUGCCUCCUGUUCCAGAAGCACGUCCACACCUGCAUCCUGCCCGACGGCGACGACGGCCUCGCCGUGCAAACCUCUCAGGGGGUUCAGGUGAAGCGUUUCCGCACGUUGACCGAGUUGGUGGCCCUUUACCUCCAACCCAACCAGGGUUUGGUUUGUACUCUCCUCUUCCCGGUGGAACGCGAGAAGGACAACGGUGAGACCGCCGAUUGUUCCGCCUCGGGGCCUGGUGGCAGCUGGUCGCUGUGUGAGGACUACGUUGGCAGGUGGUACUCCUCUGGACCUCGAGGAGGUCCGUGCCGUGGCUCCACGGCUUUGCCGCACCUCCACCGAAACCCUCCUGAGCUCCUGCCAAACAGCCUCCACAGUUUGGGGUCUCCUCAGGGGUCGUCGGAACCGGAGCUGCAGCGGUUGGGGCUGAAGCUGACGCUGCUCCGAGACCUUCUGGGGGGGCUCGAGAAAAAGGCUCUGCGGGCGCUGCAGGAGCUCAGUUUGGGGGUCCCCCCCGCCCCCCCCCCCGCUCACCCCAAACCCAAAAGUGUCCCCGUCCACAGCUUCGAGGUGAAGGCGGACGCGGCGCGGGGGGAGCUCUCGAAGCUGGGGAAGGCGCAGCGGCAGACGCUGAGCGUGGACGUGGAAGGCGGACGCCUCGUCCUCCUCCGGCGCCACCGCGAGGGCCACGAGGACUGGAGCUGCUUCCCACACCACCGCAUCCGGCAGAUCGUGAAGUCCCAACGAGUCCCCAACAAAUUGGCCGUCGUCUUCGAGAAGGACAAAGACAAAACCCAACGGAAGGACUUUGUCUUCGUCAGCGCUCGGAAGCGCGAAGCUUUCUGUCAGCUCCUCCAGCUGAUGAAGAACCGCCAUUCCCACCAGGAUGAACCCGACAUGAUCUCCAUCUUCAUCGGCACUUGGAACAUGGGCAGCGUUCCUCCUCCCAAGAACAUCACCUCCUGGUUCACCUCCAGAGGGUUGGGGAAGACCUUGGACGAGGCCACCGUCGCCAUCCCCCACGACCUCUACGUCUUCGGCACUCAGGAGAACUCCUUGAGCGACAAAGAAUGGGUGGACUUCCUCCGCGCCGCCCUCAAGGACUUCACCGACGUCGAAUACCGUCCGGUGGCUCUGCAGUCGCUGUGGAACAUCAAAGUGGUGGUGUUGGUGAAGGCCGAGCACGAGGCGCGCAUCAGCCACGUCGGCACCUCCAGCGUCAAAACCGGCAUCGCCAACACCCUCGGCAAUAAAGGCGCCGUGGGCGUCUCCUUCCUCUUCAAUGGGACCUCCUUGGGCUUCGUCAACUGCCACCUGACCUCGGGCGGCGAGAAGACCCCGCGGAGGAACCAGAACUACUUGGACAUCCUUCGGCUCCUGACGCUCGGGGACAAACAACUCAACGCCUUCGACAUCUCCCUACGCUUCACCCACCUCUUCUGGUUUGGAGACCUCAACUACCGCCUCGAUAUGGACGUCCAGGAGAUCCUCAACUACAUCGCUCGGAAGGAACUCGACCCUCUCCUCAAGGUGGACCAACUCAACCUGGAGAAGGAGAAGCACAAGAUCUUCCUCCGCUUCGAGGAGGAGGACAUCACCUUUCCCCCCACGUACCGCUACGAGCGCGGCUCCCGCGACACCUACGUGUGGCACAAGCAGAAGCCCACGGGGAUCCGCACCAACGUCCCCUCCUGGUGUGACCGUAUCCUUUGGAAAUCCUACCCGGAGACUCACAUCAACUGUAACUCUUACGGUUGCACCGACGACAUCGUCACCAGCGACCACUCUCCCGUCUUCGCUUCCUUCGAGGUCGGCGUCACCUCCCAAUUCGUCUCCAAGAAAGGGCUCUCCAAGACUUCCGAUCAGGCGUACAUUGAGUUCGAGAGCAUCGAAGCCAUCGUCAAGACCUCGAGUCGCACCAAGUUCUUCAUCGAGUUCUACUCCACCUGUUUAGAAGAGUUCAAGAAGAGCUUUGAGAACGACUCCCAAAGCAGCGAUAACAUCAACUUCUUGAAGGUGCAGUGGUCGUCGCGACAGCUGCCGACGCUCAAACCCAUCCUCUCCGACCUCGAGUACCUCCAGGACCCCUCCUGCUCACCGUUCAAAUCCCUCGACGGAUACGAAUCCUACGGGGAGUGCGUCAUCGCCCUCAAAUCCAUGAUCGGAAGUACCUCGCAGCAAUUCCUGACGUUCCUCUCCCACCGUGGCGAAGAAACCGGGAACAUCCGCGGUUCCAUGCGCGUCCGCGUCCCUUCGGAGCGCAUCGGAACCCGCGAACGCCUCUAUGAGUGGAUCAGCGUCGACCGUGACGACUCCGUCGCCGCCAGAGCCAAAGGAGCCGUCGGAGCCGUCGGAGCCGUCGGAGCCAAUGCCGAUGGAAACAGGUGCCAACGCGGCUCCGGAGAAUCCCAACGGCUCCUCCGCAAUCCCGGAGGAGGCUCAUUCCCAAUCCUGGAGGAGACUCAUUCCCAAUCCCGGACUCCUGGGAUGGAUUCGGACUCCAAAGCGGAAGCUCCGGAGCCGCAACGGAGCAGCUUCACCAAUCCGGCGUACUUCGUUCUGGAAGGGGUCCCCCAAUUCCUUUCCCCCCCCUCCCCCCGAGAACCCCAACUUUUUGCCCCAAUAUUUCCCCGCCCCCCACUUUCCCCCCACGUCCUUCCCGGGAUCCCCCCCGAAAGUUCUUCCGAUGAGGAUAUGACACCCCCAAAUUUACCCCCUCCCACUUUCCCACCCCCCCCACUACCCCGGGGGUCCCCCGAAAGUGAGGACCCCAAAAACAGACCCCCCUAUACCGAUGGGACCCCCCAAAAGCUGCCGGGGGGCUCCCCAUAA